AUGCAUAUAUUUGAAUACCUAGGGAAGGAGGUCCCAGAAGAAAAGUGGAAUAACAAAGAAGUGUACAAAGUUAUCAAGUCAAGACUCGAAGAGCUUCAUCUGAUAGGAAU
Debaryomyces tyrocola is the source of this 110-nucleotide messenger RNA. The record is from the annotation of a GenBank genome assembly. NCBI's taxonomy places the organism in Eukaryota, Fungi, Ascomycota, Pichiomycetes, Serinales, Debaryomycetaceae.